This is a messenger RNA of Labeo rohita (rohu), 621 nucleotides long. RefSeq names its product SLAM family member 5-like. The record is from RefSeq and is a predicted model, not a curated record. NCBI's taxonomy places the organism in Eukaryota, Metazoa, Chordata, Actinopteri, Cypriniformes, Cyprinidae. The transcript is spliced from 3 exons. The annotation marks the transcript as partial.
UUUGGGGCAAAAACAAAUAAAACACAGUCAGUGUCAGUAAUGGAGGGAGAUUCUGUGCUUCUACCCACUAAUGUAAGUCAAAUACUUGAAAAUGACAGCAUAGUGUGGACAUUUGGAGCCGAAAACUCUGUGAUAGCUAAACUUAAAAGAAAGAAACAAAUGUUGGAUUUUCCUGAUGGGAGAUUCAGAGACAGACUGAAGCUGAACACUCAAACUGGAUCUCUGACCAUCACAAACACCAGAACUGAACACGCUGGACUAUAUAAACUAGAGAUAAGGCUAGAAAAAGUGAUAUUUAAGACAUUCAAUAUUUCUGUCUAUGCUCGUCUGCCUGUUCCUGUCAUCACCAGUACCUCUUCAACUUGUUCCUCUUCAUCACAACCGAAUUGUUCAUUGUUGUGUUCAGUGGUGAAUGUGAGGGAUGUGAGUCUCUCCUGGUACAAAGGAAACAGUUUAUUGUCCAGCAUCAGUGUGUCUGAUCUCAGCAUCAGUCUCUCUCUACCUCUGGAGGUGGAAUAUCAGGAUAAAAACACCUACAGCUGUGUGAUCAACAAUCCCAUCAGCAACCAGACCACACAUCUGGACAUCAACAAACUCUGUCACACAUGUUCAGGUGUGUUU